UCUCCCCUCCCCGACCUGCUCGGCGCCGCCUCCCCUCUCCCGCCGCUCAGGGUUUUAGGGUUUAGCAGCGGCGGAGACACCACCACCCACCACCUCUCCACGCCAUGGCGUCCAUCGCCUCGCAGCUGCAGGCCAUCAAGUCGGCCCUCGGCUCCGCGCCGGAGGCGCCUCGCGGGCCCAUCACGCGGCCGUCCGUGCUCUUCGACGCCAAGGAGGCCGCCGACAUCGACCUCCGCGCCAUCCUCCCCAUCGCCCUCUCCGGGUUGGAGCAUCUUACUGGCGUGGACGAGAGAUUUGCCAAGUACCGCAAGACGCUCUUCAGCGAGACCAGCCUCGAGCUCAACCGCGAGCAGCAAACCACCAAGGAAAACGACAAGCUAAACAAGUCCAUCUCCUCCUACCUCCGCCUCCUAGCUGGCUACCUGCAGCUCCCAGCGGCCCUCAAGACGCUCGAAUACCUUAUCCGCAGAUACCUGGUGCAUGUUUACAACCUGGAUGAGUUGCUGCUCUGCGCGUUGCCGUACCAUGAUACGCACGCGUUUGUUCGGAUUGUGCAGUUGGUCAACUUAGGGAAUAGCAAGUGGGGAUUUCUUAAUGGCGUGAAAUCCUCGGGUGCGCCCCCGCCCAGGAGUGUCAUAGUACAGCAGUGUAUCCGUGACAAUUCUUUGCUGGAGACCCUUUCCAACUACGCUACACCGACAAAGGAUUUCCUUCACUCGAGGACAGUCGUCUGCUUUUGCACUGCAGUCAUUGUGGAAUGCUUAGGAGCUAUCCCCAGGGUUGAUACGGAUAUAGUGCAGAAGGUGUUGGGAUAUGUGUUUGACUCACUUAAUCCUCAAAUUAGGGCAGACCAAGAUUACAAGGCUGGAGCGCUAAUGAUUGUUGGAGUACUGGCAACACGAGCAACUCUGGCGCCAAAACUUGUUCAAGACUUGAUCCUCUUUGUUGCAAGGUCUGCGCAGCACGAUGCAUUGGAGUCGAUCGAUUUACCGUGGCUUCGUGUUACAGUGAUGGCUAUUAUAAGUCUAGUUCAGUCACAGUCUGUCCAUGACUUCCGUAAGAAGCCAUUGAUGAUUCUAAAAGACAUCAGGGAUUUUUCUGGUGUACUUUCUGUAUUAUCCAGUGAGUUCAACAUUGAGAAUUUUAUUAGGCUUUAUGUUGAGUCAUUGGUUGAUUACAGUGCUUCUGAUGAUUCCUGCCACGCGCACCUUAUUGAAACCAUGGAGACUCUACCUAUUAAGAAGUUUGUUGAAAGGAUCGUGUGCAAGGUUCUUGGCAACUGUAUCAAGGCAUCACAGGCUGCACAAAAUCCAGAUAUAAACCGCACAGGCACAUGGGCAAAGAAGAGCUUGGUUGCAAUUGAAAAAAAAUAUCCACUUGAGCUACGGGAUGCUAUCCGGAAAUUUCUUGAGGACUCUGAAGUUAACUCCAGUGGAAGGGAUUCUACUUCCAAGUUGCUCAGCUUAGUGUUUGAUGAAAGCGAGAGUGCGCCGGCUGAAAUAUCUGAUUCUAACAUUUGGUUCAGUCUGGAUCAUCCUAAGGCUGUGGUCCGUCAAUCUGCUCUCUCAAAAAUUGCCACAUCUGGCAUUUUGAAGAAAGAUACUGUAAAUCCACAGAAAUUUAUCAAUAUGCAAGAUGCAAUAAUACGCAAUCUGUAUGAUGACGAUCUAAGUGUUGUUCAAGCUGCCUUAUCCAUAGAAGGGCUAGCUGCUGUUGCCAGUCCUGUUGGCCUUCUAAAAGCGUAUGAUCAUGUACUUGCCAAAUGCAUCGACAUCAUUCGCAAAGGUGGUUCAAAAGCAUCAAAAGCUUGUGAUGUUGCUGUUUCUUGUCUGGAAAAGAUGGUUAUGGAAUAUCAGUUGCAUCAUGUGGAACAUACCAAGGACAUAGCUACAGUAGUAUUCAGUCUCCUUAUUAUUCACCCAAAGACCUUCAGGGUAAACUUGAAGGCCUUGGAGCUAGCUAAGAAAAUACAAUGGGAUUUCUACACUAGUAGUUCUCUUGUCUAUGAGCUAACAGCUGAUGAAAUGAAGAACAUGAGUUCCGAGUCCAUAGCCUCCAUUAACAUGAAGAACAUCCAAGCUUUUGCUGAAACUCUUCUAUCAAACCCAAAUAAACAUGUCACAUGGUUGGCUGACUCUGGAAAUGGAAGUAUAUUUUGCAGAACCCCGUUUCUACUCAUAGUAUUGCAAGCUUUGCUUAUUCCUACUGAAGUUUUGGACAAACAGGUGAAUCUGUGCCAAGUUUGUUUGCCAGUUCUGAAGAACGAAUGGUCUCACAUACAGCCAAAAGGUGAUUGUAUUGGCGAUGAGAUCAGCAUUGACAAGCUUGAGAAGUGCAUUAUGGAAUUAGUGAUGCAGAUUUUUAAUAAUGACACGGAAGCAUUGAAUGCUCAAAUUCUUGUCUGUAUAUUCUGGGGUCUGCUUAGGGUGCAGUCUUCCUAUGUUAAGCAGAAUUAUGUGAUUGGUGCAAGUGGACAUAUAAUGGUUGAUGAUUUGUUUUUGUUUUUCCUCACAUCAACUGGCAAAAAUGUCUUCCAGAAGCACCUACAGCAUCUUGUUAUUAACUGCACACGAGGCCCUUUUCAAUUUAUCUCGAAGUACCUUGUGGAUGAAGGUUUGUCUGCUGGAGUUCAAGCAGAGAGUCUUUUUGUGCUUGCAUCUGUUUGUUCUACUAGUGCUUUAUCUGAAAGUAGUAGUUUGGAUGAGAGCUUGUGUGUGGAGCUUCUACUUUUGUUCCCUUCUCUCAUUGUUCCACUUUCGCACGAAAAUAAGGAUGUAAGGUCCUCUGCUAUGAAAUGUGUUGAGGCAUUAUCUUUGGUGUGGCAGCGCUUGAGCACUUCCGUCUCAAGAAAUGGAAACAGUGGCAAAUUGCCUGUAUGCAUGUCAUCUCCAACAUUUGGUGUUUUCCUUGAUUCAUUGGCUAACCAAAAGGCCAUGAUAUCCUCGGAUGCGACAUUUCUACCAGCUUAUAUUUCGUCAAUGCUUAGCCCAAUUCAAGAUCUGAUGGUUCCUGAAAAUCUUCAUGAAAGAUUUGAUCAGCCGACAAAAAAUAGUAUCCUGUAUUUCAUCUUGCGCUCUUCUAUGAAGCUCUCUCCUUAUGGAAAGUUGAUGGUUCUGUCAGCCCUCAAAGGAGUAGGAAGCAUCUUAUUUGAGGCAGAAGUGGUCAAGACUUUGUUCUUGUAUCUUCUGGAGCAUUAUAGUCACCAUCAGAAUGGACAUGAUUCUAAGCAGUUGUUAUCUACCUAUGAAACACAAAUCUUGUGCUUGCUUUUGAAGGUUUUGUUUUCAGUGGCAGAUGAAACAAAUCUUGGUUUUGACAUGUCUGAGGCUCUAUUGAAAGCAUUAAAGGUUGAUGGUUUGUCCCCAAAAGAUCCUGUUGCUGUGAUGCCAUGCCUUACUGCCCUGCAAAGUCUUCAACCAGUAUUCUUUGAAAAUUUGAAGACCGAUACUAAGGAAAAAGUAUUCGGUCUACUUAUUUCUAUGUUUCGAGCUGAGAAUUUCGAAAUUCGAAAUGCCACACGAGAUGCUCUACUGCGAAUUAAUGUUCAUGCAUCCACUGCUGUGAAGUUCAUUGAAUUGAUUUUAGCGCAAGGUGAUAAAAAAGGAAAUCAAAAAAGAAUAAAGAGGGAGGAGAAACCUAAUUGUGAUAGCCAUUUUGAAGAUUAUUUUGGGGAAAAACCUCUGGCUUCUGUUCUUGUUUCACUUCUGGAUAUUCUUUUUCUUAUGAAGGAUGUGAAUCAGAGGCAAUGUUUACUGCAACCACUUUGCCAGAUUCUAUCAAAGCUUCUUUCUGAUCAAUGGAUUUCAGGGGUAGUUUGUCAGUAUACUGAAGGCCUUGAUGCGUCUUCUGAAAUUCAUGAUAUACCCAGUUUUGUAAAGGAAGCACAGCAGUUGGUACUGCUUAUUCUUAAAGAUAUUAUCGAUACACUGCAGUCGGGUCACCAAGAUAAAUUGCUCAACAGUGGAAACGUAAAUCUCUUUAUUAAGUGCAUAAGGUCUUCAGAUGAUGUAGGGACUCGUAACCAUGGAUUUUCAUUGAUUGCAUCUUUAGCCAAGGCUUUCCCGCAACUGGUUACAGAAAGCAUUGUUGAUUUGUUUGUUGCUAUUGGGGAUGCAGUGAAACAGGACGAUAGCCAUUCACAACGUGUUAUGGAGGAUUUAUUAUCUGUACUAGUCCCAUGUUGGUUAUCAAAGACUACAAGUAUAGAAAAGCUUCUUCAGAUAUUCAUUAAAUCUUUGGCUGAUGUUGACGAACAUAGACGCCUGACCCUCAUGAUGUACCUUUUGAAGACCCUAGGAGAAGAGAAUAGUUUGAGUACUGUGGUUAUGUAUUUAUUGUACGCGUUAGUUGAGCGGGGUUCACACUCUCUUUCGAAACUCCAGAAGAGUCAUGGUCUCCCAUCCUUGAGUGCCAUGUCACAAGAGUGGGAAUAUGAUCUGGCAGUCAAUAUUACGGGCCAGUAUUCCUAUAGAUUAUGGUUUCCUUGUCUCUGUAAGCUACUACAAGAAAUCAGGAUGCAUCAGAAACAAUGCUUGCUUCCUAUGCUACAUUUGGCAAUGCAGUUUAUUCUAGUUAAGGUGCAAGAUACAGAGUUGAGGUUUGAGCUUGAAGCUGAGGAAGCUGCUAAUUCCAUCCAGAAUUCUCUUGGAACACUUAUGGAGGAAGUUGUCUUGUGCUCUGUCAAAGAUAAAAAAGGAGACAUUUCUGGUGAUAUUCUAAAGGAAGUCAGAAACUCUGCAAAUAUUAUCCUUAACAUAAUUACGGGAUGGAUGCAUGCUUCAACAUAUUUCAAAGUAAUUACUCGUCUGUUAGAGCAUCCUAAAAGUCUUGUGAAAAGAAAGACACUUGGAAUAUUGUGCGAAACUGCAAGGGCAAAUAGCAUGGUCCAGAACAAGCAAAGAAAAGCAAGAAAACUGAAGCACAGCUCUCUGUCUACUGCCCUCCAAGUUGACAAGAGCUCUUGCCCAUAUUUCAGCGAAUUGUGCUAUAAGAUUCUAGAGUUGAUUGACAGAGAGGUUGAGUCGGACACGUCUGUGAAAAUUGCUGCUAUUUCUUCACUCGAGACACUAGCUAAAGAAUAUCCCUCUGAAAAUCCUGCAUAUAGCAAGUGCCUUGUGACAGUCAUUAAUCAGAUUAGCUCGGGUGAUGCUAUAACUUCUUCUGGGUUAAUAAAUACUGCAGGGUCUCUAAUUAAUGUGCUUGGAUCAAAAGCAUUACCUCAGCUCCCACUUAUCAUGACAAACAUGCUGCAAAGAGCACAUCAGGUGUCAUGUUGCCCUAGUGGAAAAUUUGCUCAUGGUUCCACUACAACUAUGGCCAGCUUUUCUAGCCAAUCUACAAGUAUGUUGUUAUCUGUACUUACAACUAUUGAGGUGAUUGUACAAAAGCUUGGGGACUUUGUUAGUCCAUAUUUGGAAGGAAUACUGGAUCUAGUGAUACUGCAUCCUGAAUGUGCUUCUCAAAUUGAUGGGAAAUUGGAUGUAAAAGCAGCAGAUGUUCGGAGGCUACUGACAGAGAGAGUUCCAGUUCGGCUGAUUCUUUCACCUCUACUCAUUUUGUUCCCCAGUGCUACCAAAUGUGGAGAAGCAAGCCUGUCAUUGACAUUCCAAAUGAUUGGAAAUCUUGUUAGUACGAUGGAUCGGUUGGCUGUAGGAACUUACCAUACAAAAAUUUAUGAACACUGUUUGGUAGCUCUUGAUCUCCGUCGUCAACAGCUGGACUCUUUGAAGAAUGUAAAUUUAGUGGAGGAAAGUAUUAUCCAUACCAUUAUUGCUCUCACGAUGAAACUCACUGAGUCCACUUUUAGGCCUCUUUUCCUUCGUAGUCUUGAAUGGGCAGAGUCUGAAAUUGAUAAGUCCACAUCAAAGAGAAGUAUGGACCGUGCAAUUGUUUUCUACAAAUUGGUCAACAAGCUUGCUGAAAAACACAGGUCCUUGUUUACACCUUACUUCAAGUACCUGCUUGAGGGAUCCGUACAAUAUCUAUCAGAAGAUGGUGCUUUGGUCAGUUCCAAGCGAAAAAAGAAGGCUAAACUCGAAGACAGUAAAGUCAAGGAUAGCCUAUCAGGACAAAAACUGUGGAACCUAAGAGCUCUGAUAUUGGAAUCCUUACACAAGUGCUUUCUUUAUGACAAUGAUCAGAAGAUCCUAGAUUCCUCAAAUUUUCAGACUCUUUUGAGGCCCAUUGUUUCUCAGUUUGUUGUGGAACCGCCUGAAUCUCUUGAACUAGUUCCAGAUGCUCCAUCAGUUGAAGAAGUGGAUGAGAUUAUUGUUUUGUGCUUGGGGCAAAUGGCAGUGACCGCUCGGUCGGAUGUUCUGUGGAAGCCUCUUAACCAUGAGGUGCUAAUGCAGACAAGGAGUGACAAUGUUCGCCCUAAGAUGCUAGGCCUGAAGGUUGUGAGGUACAUGGUCCAACAUCUGAAGGAGGAGUACGUGGUUCUGGUACCGGAGACCAUCCCGUUCCUUGGCGAGUUGCUCGAGGACGUCGAGCUUCCUGUGAAGACGCUGUCCCAGGAGAUACUGAAAGAGCUGGAAACCCUCAGCGGUGAGAGCCUCCGGGAGUACCUGUGAUGUCCCUAUGUCCCUAGAAUCCUUGGGCCAAUGAAGUGUAACCCCUGAGAUCCUGUUGUAGUCACACCGAACUUGCUUGUUGUAUGUAACCCCUGAGGAUGUAUGCUUGAUUAUUAAAAUUUUGCUGUGUAUACGUGUGCAAUGACAUUCAUGGUCCAAUUCUCAUGAAUUAUGGUUC
Molecule: messenger RNA, 6747 nt
Organism: Lolium perenne
Lineage: Eukaryota; Viridiplantae; Streptophyta; Magnoliopsida; Poales; Poaceae
Biological process (GO): positive regulation of transcription by RNA polymerase I; maturation of SSU-rRNA from tricistronic rRNA transcript (SSU-rRNA, 5.8S rRNA, LSU-rRNA)
Cellular component (GO): t-UTP complex; small-subunit processome; 90S preribosome
Molecular function (GO): snoRNA binding
Source: RefSeq, a predicted model, not a curated record